UUAAUAAGCCAGGUACGGCACGUAGAAAGCCAACUGAAUCGUAUAUUCGGCGUUCCUUGCAUCAAAGUACAAAAUCGCUUUGAAAUCAGCAAAACAAUCCCGAAGAGUCCGCAACUCGGUGAACUUGAAAAAGCAGUCAGAACUCUAUCACAACCAUCGUCGAAUUCUCUUCUAUCAUCUUCACGAAUCCUGAAUUUGCUUCAGCAAACAGCGCUUCCGGACAUAAUCAUUUCUGGAGACCAGCAGAAUCUUACUGAAUUGUACGAAAAUGAACUGCAAUGGUUAGUAGUUAGCAAGGCGACUAUUCAAGUAUACGGAAUAAUCCUCGACAUCAUACUAGAUCAAACAAUUCCCUUCAACCGAGAAAUUUGGUACUGGGAUAAGGUUUUGGGAUCUUAUACCUACUCUAGUCUAUUUGCGCUACAAACCUUACCGAAAAGGCUAUGGUCGUGGACCAAAGAAAUCUUUCAUCAUAUAAAACAUCACUUUUCAAGACCAAAUGGGUCAUCUGGAAUGAGCAGUUCGGAUGGAAGAUGGGGGAACCUCUUUGGCCAAUGGAAGAAUUCUCACACACUUUUCUGGGACCCUAUCGAAGAGAAAUCGUUUGCAAGUUUGCAACGGCGAAUUUUAUCUCCUAUAGAAAUAUGCAGGGCGAGUGCCAGACGAAAUCAAACGCGAUUGAAGCGAUUACGAGAGUUGGGAGCUAGUGGGCUAGGUAUGUUAAUGGAUGAAGGUCUCAACUUUGAAUCUGGAGAUGAUAUUUCCGAGAACAUGGAGGUAGAAGGUAGUUAUUGCAAUGACUGGAAGAUUGUCAUAGAACGGACUGUAGCUCUGAUGAGUGGUGUGCUUACAAAUAUCUCUUCGUACGAAAUGGGGGUUACAGAAUUUGAAGAGACCGUUUUUGCCAGGGUUGAAGAUCACUCUGCUGAAGUUUCUUGUGUGGAAGAUGAAGAUGCGGACGGAGUGACACGGCCGCUAAAGAUAAGUUUGAGGCUCCAACACAUCCUCAAAUACCAAAUUCCUGAACAUAUUCUCCGUUCUCAGAAAGUAACCUGCUGCUUUAGUCGACCAUCGCGAUUAGUUCGAUAUUGGCUACCAACAAGUGCAUUCUUUCUAUUUUCUACCUUAACACUAAAACUACUUGUUGAUCGUAAGGACCAAAUCAUUGAAUGUGUUCAAACCCUUGGAGAAACAGUACGAGACUUCCUGCUAAAUUGGGUUCUUGACCCCGUCAAAAAACUUAUCGGGACUAUUCGACACGAUCCCAACAGUGAGCUUGCCAUCAUAAGCAAAGAGAGCCUAAAGGGGGAUCGGGAAAGUCUAGAACAUAUGGUGGUUGAAUUUGCCCUGGAUAAUCCCCAGUUUUAUGGUAGCGCCACAUCAUUAAGUGAGGCUCAAGUUUCUGAGAUCAGAGGAAAAGUGAGGGAAGGAGAUCUUACACCGGUUCUUCGAGCCUAUGAGAGGAAUAUUCGGAGGCCUUUUAAGGGAACUGUCAGAGGGGAUUUAAUUAGAACGCUGUUAAUCCAAGUCCAGAAGACGAAAGUGGACGUUGAAAUCGCUCUAAGCGGUAUAGAUGCUUUGCUUAAGAGUCAAGAGCUUGUAUUUGGUUUCUUAGGCCUAACACCAGGAAGCCUGAUAUGUUUUGCCUCAAUUCGGUACCUAGGGAGCUUCUUUGGAAAUAGGAGGGGGAAUGUGAAGGGCCACAUGGCUGAGGAAACUUUACGGGUCCUACGCAAAAUUGAUCGGAUUCUUGCAGAGGCUACUCCGCUCCAAGAAAACAUCCUCUCGUACCGAGAUCAUGGUCUUCUUCUAUGCGAGAUCCACGUCAUGCGCAGGAACAUUAGGGGGCUUUUCCCUGCUGAAAUUGCGCAAGAAUUCUUGGAGGACGUUAGGAACUUGAGUGACAUCAACCGUGGGUUCCAGGCCCAGCUAAAAGCUCUUGAUCGCAUCAAGUGGGGGUAUGCAAAGUGGCUACAAUGA
Molecule: messenger RNA, 1980 nt
Organism: Blumeria graminis f. sp. triticale
Lineage: Eukaryota; Fungi; Ascomycota; Leotiomycetes; Helotiales; Erysiphaceae
Source: the annotation of a GenBank genome assembly